Messenger RNA from Lasiosphaeria miniovina, 1797 nucleotides. RefSeq names its product rab-GTPase-TBC domain-containing protein. The transcript is spliced from 3 exons. Gene Ontology annotation, molecular function: GTPase activator activity. Lineage: Eukaryota; Fungi; Ascomycota; Sordariomycetes; Sordariales; Lasiosphaeriaceae. The coding region runs from base 1 to 1797 and encodes 598 amino acids. Gene Ontology annotation, cellular component: mitotic spindle pole body. Gene Ontology annotation, biological process: activation of GTPase activity; negative regulation of septation initiation signaling. The record is from RefSeq and is a predicted model, not a curated record.
AUGACUCUGCGCGAGCUGAAUCACCAAAGCGACAAGAUGUCGAGCCCCUCCAAGGAGGCGGCCAUCCACAUGGCGCCUGCACUUGCGCCUGCACCUCCCGGUCCGGGUCCGAAUCUCAAUCUGAAUCUGAAUCUGCCCUCCACGAUGCAGCUCCACCCGCCGCCGUCCCCCGGGACUCAUCGCACCCUCCGGAGAUUGCAGUCGGCCCAUAGCCUGGGAGCAAAGGCUGCGAACCAGCCGUCGCUCAUUUCGCAGCAGAGGCUCCAGCAGCAGCAGCUCCAGUUCCACCAGUAUCAACAACUUCAACUUCAGCAGCAGCAGCAGCAGACGCAGACGCAGACGCAGACGCAGACGCAGCAACAACAGCAGCAACGGCCACCAAUGAUAUUUCGAGAGUUGCAACCGGCGCUUCAGCUACAGCCCCAACUCCAACCUCCAUCCCAACCGCAGUUCCUACAACGGGAUCAGCGUGAUCGGCAAUUCCAACAUCUACAACAGCAACACAUCCAGCAGCACAACCAGCAGCACAGCCAGCAGAGGGCUGCCUCGCCGCCGCGCAGAAAUGCUAGCAUCAACCGUUCGCCCCAGAGAGGUCGCGCCAAUAGCGAUGCCCCCUUGACCCAGCCGCCGCUCGGCCUCGUGACAGUGAAUAAGCGCUCUGCGCUGAGCAGGCGGUCGCUGGCCGCCGAUGCCAUGUCUCUUGAGAGGCUUGUGCGCGAUGGGCCUCCUAAUGGCGAUGUUGAAGGCGCGCUCGAGAGUACGCGCCUCAAGAUUCUUGACCAGGGCAUCAAGUCUGACAACGAUGGCAUGUCCUCUCUCCGCAUCUACGUUUGGCUGAUCCUACUCAACGCUCCCGUCCUCGAGACUGAUGCCUACCUGGCCCUGAUCCAUCGUGGCGCCUCCCCUGCCUACUCCAAGAUCCGCAACGACACGUUCCGCACUCUGACAACGGACCCACUCUUCCGACGCCGCGUGAGCGAAGCGAGCCUCAUCCGCCUGCUCAACGCCAUCGCGUGGAAGCUCUAUGACGCGCGCGAGGGGCGCACUUCGGGCACGGCCAUGGCCAUAAUGUCAAUGGCGCGGGAUCCGAGUAUGAAUAAUCGCUCCCGCCAGUCCCUGCCGGCAGAGCACUCUAACGGCGGUAGCCGGCCGGGAACCGGCCACGGGAGUACGGGACACUCGUCUCACGCAGCCUCAUCACCCGCGGCCAAGAACCGCGCGCGAGCGCUGACGCUGACGACGGAGGGUUCCGAGACGAGCGGCGUGGCAUCCGAGCCGGGCACUUACGUCCAGGGCAUGAACGUGCUCGCGGCGCCUUUCCUGUAUGCGGCGCGCAGCGAGGCCGAGGCCUUCAUCGGCUUUCACCAGCUGCUGACGCGCGAGUGCCCUGGCUAUAUCCGCGGCGCCAUGGACGGCGUCCACAAGGGUCUGGCGCUGGUCGAUAAGGUGCUGGCUAUCAUCGACCCCAAGCUUAGUCUGUAUCUGCUUUCAAAGAACAUGUCGGCCGAGAUAUAUGCCUUCCCCUCGGUUCUCACGCUCUGCGCCUGCACCCCACCCUUGCCCGAAGUUCUGCGCCUUUGGGACUUUCUCUUUGCAUACGGUCCGCACCUUAACAUUCUGUGCAUCGUUGCGCAGCUCGUCAUGAUCCGCGCCAAGAUUAUGGAGUCGCCCAGUCCGAACAAGCUUCUUAGGUCGUUCCCUGCAUUGCAGGCGGACCAGAUCAAGAGCGCGACUAUUGGCAUCAUAGCAAAGAUCCCAGAUGACGUCUACGCCGAGAUUGUUGCCCAUGCCCGAUAG